AUGCUAUACACCACCGCGGCACUGCCUGAGAGUGAUAUCUAUUUACCGUUCCAGCUCAAGGACUGCGAAUAUGUAUUUGUACGUAAUGACUCUGUUAAGCGGCCUCUUACGCCGGCCUACAUAGGCCCAUACCGCGUUCUUAAACGCGCGGACAAAUAUUUCCAAAUACAAAAGCUGCAAUUUCUUCUUUUCUUUUACCUUCCUUUAAGAUUGCUUUCUUUCUUUCUUUCUUUCUUUCUUUCUUUCUUUCUUUCUUUUUUGAAAUCAUUCAUUCAGUCUUCUGAUAUUUUAUUUUCUAAAUUCAUUUAUGCAAUUUCUUUCUUGAUAUUUUUAUUUUUUAUUUUUCUUCAUUCUCAUUUUUAUUGUUUCGUUAUUCUUUCCUUCUUUCUUUUUUCUACACAUGUCGUUCAUUUUCAUUCGGGAAUUAUUCUCUCUCUGACUUCUUUCGGAUUUUUCCUUCUCUUACUCGUUCGUUUUCGUAUGAUUCUGAACCCUUUUUUUUUCAAACUAUAUUUCUUUUCUGAUUCUUCUUUCUUAUCUUCUUUUAUUUCACUUCCUCGUAUAUAUUUUUUCUCUUUCUCUUUCACCAUUGCUUCUAUUUUGCAUACAAAAGAACCUUUUUCUUUACACGUCACCUCUAUCUUGCGUCUCUCAAGAGUUCAGAACAGUUCAUUUGGGGGGGCGGACACCCAAAGGGUCGCUAAACGACUUUAUCAUCGUCACAGCUGUCCUGGCAGACAAGUUAAUGAUCAAUUUCUUUUUCUUUUUUCUAUUUCACCUCUUGUUGAUUCCAUCUUUUGCCCCCUUUUUUCUUUGUCUACUUUUAAACAUGUUUAUCCAUUCUUCACUAAAUUCCCUUUUCUUCCUUUUUCUACUUUCAUUAAGUGUUUAUUUCUCUUACUUUCCUUUCUACUUUUCUUGCUUUACUUAAAAAACUCUUUUACUGUUUUUCCUUACCUAUUCUUUCUUUUAGUUUUUUCCUUCCUCCAUUUAUAUUUGUUUUUUUCUAGUUUUAUUUCUUUUCCUUCGUUGAAAUUUUACUUCUUCCUGUUUUUCUUGAUUUUUUUCCCCUUACUUUUCCGUUUUUUAUCUUUUCUUCAUUUCGUCUUCUGUUGCGUCCAAACUUUCCUACUUUUAGACUUUUUCUCUUCUCCUCUUUAA
Molecule: messenger RNA, 1161 nt
Organism: Acanthosepion pharaonis
Lineage: Eukaryota; Metazoa; Mollusca; Cephalopoda; Sepiida; Sepiidae
Source: the annotation of a GenBank genome assembly